This is a messenger RNA of Aspergillus niger, 1023 nucleotides long. RefSeq lists its product as uncharacterized. The record is from RefSeq and is a predicted model, not a curated record. The transcript has 2 exons. Bases 1 to 1023 code for a protein of 340 amino acids. NCBI's taxonomy places the organism in Eukaryota, Fungi, Ascomycota, Eurotiomycetes, Eurotiales, Aspergillaceae.
AUGAGCAUCACUUGUCACCAAAAGUCCAUGCUGCCCGUGCGCAACACCGGCCUUCUGCGCAGAUACUAUGAGAAAGCCUUCGACAGCCUGCAGCAGAUUAACUGUCGUAUCCUCGCCAAAGCAUACAUUAAGCUCGUGGAACCCCGGAAGCAGGUUAACUAUCCAUACAAUGGACGCAAGAUUAUAUCCGGCUCAUCGCAGCAAUUUGAUCCUGAGCUGACCAAGCCAGCCUGGUGGCCGGCGGGUGUCACUCACCGCGAACCAGACCAUCUUCUCAAAGCGGAACGUAUUCGCCUGCUUGUCCAUAUCCUCUGCGAGCUGCGUGAAAGUCACGCUAUCUGCGUGGAGAAACUGAAGGAGGCCGACCAGUCUGUUCGGCGCCAAAUUGCCCCCGUCGAACGCAUUCCCGUUCUCGAUGAGAUCUACCACGUACGAGAGGAGGAGGAACGAUACCUAGACGGUCGAACAGGUAAGCGUUUUCUAUCCACUAUUGGUUCUUUCGGACACAUCUCAUACUUAGCUACUGCAGAUGGCUCCGCCGUGAUUUGCGUUUCCCGCGUCCACCUCCCAGAGCUCACCGACUCCCAGGCUCUGGGCUCGCCCACUCAGGCCCUCAAGGAAAGCAAUCCCGUCUACAGGAAGGAAAUUCCUGAUCUCGAAUCGCACACAUCCGUCUUCCCUUCUACCGCCACCACCUCCCCGCUCACGUCAAAGCCACCCACAUCCAAGGCGUCAGACCCGUGCAAGCCUCCUAUCCCUACAGCAUGGGAUACCGAUGCAUCGGCCUCGUUCGCGCCGAUCAAGCGCCACCGCGAGGGCGAUUAUCCCCUUGACCUCACCGGGGGAGCCAUAUUUCACCAGGAGCCGUCAGCGGCAGCGGCAGCAGCCGCGACAACAACCCUGGAUGCCAAUCCUUAUUCAAUGAAGUAUUACCCACACAGCCAAGCACAGCAGUCCUUACCUGUAAUGGGGCUCUCUGGGGACCUCGGAAGCUGCACACAUCCAUACUACUUUAAUUAUUAG